GCGCUAAUUACGGUUUUAUCCCCACGCCCAGUUCAAAGACACCUCUCUCUCUUUCCUCUGGUCGGAUCAGUCAAAAAAAUAAAAAAAGCUAGAGAGUUUGAUACUUUUUAACUUCUGAAUCCAUGGAAUCUGCAAAAGAACGUGACACUUUCGUCUACCUCGCAAAGUUAUCUGAACAAGCUGAACGCUAUGAAGAGAUGGUGGAGGCCAUGAAGAACCUUGCGAAGCUUAACGUUGAUCUAACGGUGGAAGAGAGGAACUUGCUAUCUGUUGGAUACAAGAACGUGAUCGGUUCAAGGAGAGCUUCGUGGAGGAUCUUCUCGUCGAUAGAGCAGAAAGAAGCAGUGAAAGGGAACGAUGCUAAUGUGAAGAGGAUCAAAGAUUAUAUGGAGAAGGUUGAGUUAGAGCUCACGAGUAUAUGCAUUGACAUAAUGUCUGUGUUGGAUGAGCAUCUGAUUCCAUCUGCUUCUGAGGGUGAAUCAACUGUGUUCUUUAACAAGAUGAAAGGUGAUUAUUACCGUUAUCUUGCUGAAUUCAAAUCAGGAGAUGAGAGGAAAGAAGCUGCUGAUCAGUCUUUGAAAGCCUAUGAGAUUGCUACUGCUUCUUCUGAAGCUAAGCUCCCUCCCACACAUCCUAUAAGAUUGGGAUUGGCAUUGAAUUUCUCUGUCUUCUACUAUGAGAUCAUGAACUCACCUGAAAGGGCAUGUCAGCUUGCUAAGCAGGCGUUUGAUGAUGCUAUCUCUGAGCUUGACUCUCUGAAUGAGGAAUCUUACAAAGAUAGCACUUUGAUUUUGCAACUCCUUAGGGACAAUUUGACCUUGUGGACUUCUGACAUUCCAGAAGAAGGAGAUGAUGCCCAUAAGACGAAUGGUUCUGCUAAACAUGGUGCAGGUGGAGACGAUGCAGAGGUUAACUAUAAGAUAAUCCUUUGCUUGUAGUGAAUAUUGACUAAGUUGAUUCUAAUAUAGCAGAUCUUGUUUGCUUCUUGAUGCAGUGAUCUGAUAUGUGUGCACCCGCAGCAGCAGCAAUGGACAAACAUGUUUCAAGAACAACUAAAAUGCGUGGUGAAUAAUAGCGAAAACUUUGAGUUCCUCUGUUUCAUGUAUCAUUAUUGUCUAUGUUGUUGUACUCUCUGGUUUGAGUUUAUGCUUGUAUUAAGACACAGUCUUAUUAUUUGUGAUUUGUAUUCAGUAUUGUCUUAAACUUCACCCAUUGCUCUUCUCUCUUACUAUUUGUUCCUAUGGAUCCAAU
This is a messenger RNA of Eruca vesicaria subsp. sativa (arugula), 1251 nucleotides long. The record is from the annotation of a GenBank genome assembly. NCBI's taxonomy places the organism in Eukaryota, Viridiplantae, Streptophyta, Magnoliopsida, Brassicales, Brassicaceae.